UUUCUAUGUUUGGUUUUAAAAUGGUGGUCAAUAUCAUCCAAGAGUAUCCACGUGCCGAAGAUAUAUGUUUUGGUAUGGAAUCCAGAAUUAAAAUUCGUAAGAUCGCUUGCUGGUAACGAUGGUAGACUGCGACAGAGAGUUCUCAAGAACCUUAGAACAUGGCUUACAACUAGGAGUCGGAGUACUUUUGCGUUUACUGUGCCCGACUUUCUAAGGUUGUGGAAGGGUUUGUUUUAUUGUAUGUGGAUGUCAGACAAACCUUUAAAUCAAGAGAAUUUAGCUGAUGAAAUUGCUUCUUUAGUGAGAUGUUUCGGUGAUUUGAACGCAGCACUACUAUAUUUCAGAGCAUUUCUUGAAACGAUGUGUAAUGAAUGGUUUGGAAUCGAUCGUUGGAGAAUUGACAAAUUUAUGAUGUUAGUUCGUCGGUGCACUCGCCAGAUAUUAAUCGAACUACACGAAGCUCAAUGGCCACAUGAACACGUUGAUGCUCUAAUGAAACUAGUGGAAAAUACUAUUCUCAACCCAGACAAGUGUGCAUUUGGACUUACUAAGCAUUUCGAUGAAUUGCUUUUUGAAGAAGUUUCCAAAGCAAGCGAUGGAAGCGUACCUGCUGAAGUUAUCCAUAUAAUGGUGCGAACAUAUGCUAUACAGUUACUUGGAACAAACGACCGGCGAAUGAUUAAGCACAUCACAUCAAGCAUAUUUCAUAAUCUCUUGUACCAAUCCGAAUUGGGACAAGAUUAUCUGGAAAAAUUUGAUUUUUGGAAGAAAACUGCUUUUGUGACUGGGAAUAUUGAUCAUGUGGAUUUCGAAGUUCAGUAUGAGAGUGACGAAGCUGAGGAAGAAAAUGAACAUAGUAAUGAACAGGAUAAAACCUACGAUCCUCGUGCAGGUCAAGUUGAUGUUUUCAUACAUGCAAUUAGUUUUGAUCCAUUAAAAAUAGUUGACGUUUUUGAAAGCAAUCGAUUCAAAUCUUUUGUUACGUCGAAAGGGAAAAAACAAAUGAAAAUGCUUGUCAAACAAUAUAAACAAUUUGCAAAAGGAAUAUUUCCGCUGGGUAUUCAAUCAGUCGAAAGUAUUUCAACAAAAGAUUAUUAUGUAGAUAUCGAUCAGCAGGUUGAAGAACUAAACAGUUACCAUAAAGAACUUUUCAAAGAAAACAACAAAAAUAAAUUAAAAUGUAAAGAGAUGACUGUUGGUACAAAACCAAACCAUGAUUGUUUGCAAAUUGAGAAAAUAAACAGUGAGGGUAUUGUGAAUAAAAAAAAGAGAAAGGCUUCAAAACUUCAACUGAACGAGAAAAAACUGAAUGAAAUGAAACUUAAAAGAGGUGAAAAAAGAAAAGUUAUUAGGAACAAAAAAUCUUGCUUUAAACAAAGUUUUCAUGUUCCAACAGAGCAGACAGUGAAAGACGUUCUAAUACCAAUUGAAUCAUCAAUUAAGGCAAAGCAAAACAUAAAUAAACUAAAAGAAAUAUUUGACGUCAAAGAUGAGUCGACUGAACAAAAAGGAAAAGGACCACAUGAUCUUACACCGCAACAAACAAAACUUUCUGUUUUUUCAAAGCGUUGUAAAAAAGUACAAAAUCCAACGUUGAAUUUAUCAACAUCGGUUGAAAAUCCGUUUACAACACCAAAAAGUACAGCGAAGAGUUUGAAACGCUCCUUGGAAACACCAACUACUACAGAUUUAUUCGGAACAAAGAAACGGGUUAAAAUAGCAUUAAAUAAAAAUAUUUCACAAGAUUUACAUCAGCACAUUCAGAAAGUUAAAAAUUCCCCUCAACUUCCAUAUGACUCCUCUAAGAAACCAUCAAAAGGUGCUUUGAAACCAAAUUUAAUUCCUAGUCCCAUCAAUCCGUUUUAUCGAAAAAAGAUUGGUUUCAAACUUAAACACAAAUUGUAGCAUACCUUUGUAUAUUUGAUCUGUAAUAAAUAUUUACUGUCAAAUAAAGUUUAAGUAUGUUGAAUUCA
This is a messenger RNA of Malaya genurostris, 1973 nucleotides long. RefSeq names its product ribosomal RNA processing protein 1 homolog (gene Nnp-1). The coding region runs from base 241 to 1905 and encodes 554 amino acids. Gene Ontology annotation, biological process: rRNA processing. The record is from RefSeq and is a predicted model, not a curated record. The transcript is spliced from 4 exons. Lineage: Eukaryota; Metazoa; Arthropoda; Insecta; Diptera; Culicidae. Gene Ontology annotation, cellular component: preribosome, large subunit precursor; nucleus; preribosome, small subunit precursor.